Pocillopora verrucosa is the source of this 1817-nucleotide messenger RNA. Its product is annotated as phospholipid phosphatase 1. NCBI's taxonomy places the organism in Eukaryota, Metazoa, Cnidaria, Anthozoa, Scleractinia, Pocilloporidae. Gene Ontology annotation, molecular function: phosphatidate phosphatase activity. Gene Ontology annotation, biological process: phospholipid dephosphorylation; signal transduction; phospholipid metabolic process. Gene Ontology annotation, cellular component: plasma membrane. The record is from RefSeq and is a predicted model, not a curated record.
AACAGAUGGUAUUUAAAAACAUUUAGCGACAUGGAAAACAAAGCUCAGCCUACAGAUGAGUGUAGAUUCUCUGUGGAACUAACAGUUGACGACUCAUCGCCUGAUCUAGAACCAGUCAAACCAGAGAAGCCCCGUCUGGCUUGGCUCAUAGUGGACUUCACUUGUUUGCUAGUUGUUGGGUUGGUUUGUCUUUUAUUCAAACUAGUUGCCGUUCCAUAUCACCGAGGGUUUUAUUGUGAUGAUGAUAGUAUUAACAAGCCAUACAAAGAAAGUACUGUCCCAUCUUCGGUGCUCUAUUCCGUUGGCUUUGCUCUUGCUUAUCUGGUGAUCUGUGUCACAGAGCUGUGUAGCCAGCGACGACAUAAAAGAUCUUCAGAAUACAGUGAAUAUGUCCCCUUUAAAUGGCUGAAGCUCAAGCCGAACCAUAUUAAUCUAAUCAACCUCUUGGUUUCUUUUGCCUUUGGAGGGCUUGUCACUAUUUUUGUCACUGAUAUCGGAAAAUACACAGUCGGACGAUUAAGACCUCAUUUUCUGUCAAUCUGCCAAGCUCCAUCUUCUGUAUUUUUGAACUGCAGUCACACAUACAUCACGGACGAUGUGUGCACAGGUGACCCAGGUUUGCUUAGAGAAGGACGCUUGUCAUUUCCAUCAGGCCACGCUUCAUUCUCAGCAUAUGCCGUGACAUUUACAAUUCUGUAUAUGGAAAUCAUGAUCAAUUUCCCCCAUAGCAGGUUUCUGAAGUUUUCCCUCCAACUGUUUAUUGCUCAGUUGGGUGUUCUGUGUGGGCUGUCCCGCAUUAGUGACUACAAGCAUCACUGGAGUGAUGUCCUUACUGGCUUGUUGUUGGGUUCCCUGAUUGCAGUAUUGAUGAUAGAUCGUGUCUUGGGGAUGUUUCACAAAGGCAAAGGCACAAGCAAACAUGACAGCCAAGGCUGAGGAAAUUUGAUGUAAUUAGAUAAGAAGGACAAGGCUAUUGAGCACAAAAGAGGGCAUUAUAUGUACUUCAUAAUAAAAGAAUUGCUGCCAAAAUUAUAAAUAUCUAUAUAUCAAACGAAGCAUGACUAAAUUUAAUACAAAAAAUUUAAUUGGCUUGCCUUAUAGGAAAUUUGUGGUAAAUUUUAUCAUCAAAAUGUAACUUAUAAAACUGUUACUAUGCCAAUCAAAAAUGUAGAAAUAUUAAUUUCCAAGAUGAUAUUCUUAUGUGUGGAAGGCCCGUCUGAAACUUGUGAAGGGAUUUGUAGCAGGGUGUGUGAAGGAUGGCAAAUACAAAGGUAUUUUAGACAUGCAUUUUAUUCAUAUUCUCCAGGAUAUGAUGUUAUAUUGAAUACCUCAUAACAUAUUUUGUUAUAAUUAUUUAACUAGCCACCAGGUACUUUGAAUUUUUCAUGGCAUUUCUCAAAAUCAUCUUCAGAGACAUAUCUCAUGACACAAUAGAGGGCAAACCGAUCGUAUGAACCCAGCUGGUAGUGGGAGGUUGUUGAAGGCAUGUAUUCAUUCCAAUAUCUGCCUUCAGUUUGGCUGAUUAGCUUACGGUUCAGCUCAUCGAUUCUGUCUGCAUCGAUUAACUUGUGUUUUGAUGGAUACUUUCUGCUAAAUGUGGAAUCAAACUUCCAAACGGGAUGUGCAAAUUCUACGAGAGAGAACAAAAAAUAACUAUUACAAAUGGAAUUCCUUACAGCAGCACAAAUAGAGGGCGUGUAUUACAAUAUUAACAUAGUAGAAUCCACUUAAUAUUUAUUAAGCUUUUGAUGAAUUGUGAGAAAACUUUGUGGAGGAUUCAUGCCACUGAUAGGAGUUUGAUCAAAUAAAGUCUGAGA